AUGAAUAAAGAAAGCAUUUUUAUACUUGAUUUUUUAUCGGGAGGAGUUGCAGGGGCAUUUUCUAAAACUAUUGCUGCUCCACUAGAAAGAAUUAAGCUUCUUCUAUAAACUCAGUCAGAAAAUUAAGCUUUGCUAAGACCAUAUAAAGGUAUAGUAGAUUGCUUUUCAAGAUGUGUAAAAGAAGAAGGUAUUCCUUCACUAUGGAGGGGAAACAUGGUAAAUAUAAUACGUUACUUCCCAUCCCAAGCACUAAAUUUUUCUUUCAAAGAGCUGUAUUCAAAGAUUUUUAAUUUUGAUUCAAAUUAGUAAAUGAAUAAGUAUAUUUUAUGGUAGUUUAUGGCUGGUGGUUUAGCAGGUUGCUCAUCAAAAGCUUUAAUUUAUCCUCUUGAUUUUGCUAGAACUCGCCUUGGUGUAGAUAUUGGCAAUAAUAAGAAAAAACGUUAAUUUAAUGGUAUCCUUGAUUGUCUUACAAAGGUAUACAAUCAAGAUGGAUUGAGAGGUCUAUAUAGAGGUUUAACUGUUGGCCUAGUUGGAAUAUUUAUGUAUAGAAGUCUGUAUUUUGGUUUAUAUGAUUGGGGCAAAGUAGCAUUUUUAAACUAGAACAAAAACAAAGAGAAUUUAUUAAUUAAGAAAUAUAUCUUUGCAUAGUGUGUAGUAGUCUUUAGCGAAACAAUAUCUUAUCCUACUGAUACAUUAAAACGUAAAAUGAUGAUGUAAAGUGCAAGAGGAGAAAAAUUGUACAAGAACAGCAUAGACUGUUCAAUUAAGCUUUAUAAAUAAGGAGGUAUUAAGAUAUUUUUUUCUGGAAAUGCAUCAAAUAUAUUCAGAAGCUUUGGAUCUUCUCUUUGUUUGGUAGUGUAUGAUGAAAUACAUAAUUUCUUUUAAGAAAAAAAUAAGUAAUAUUUUUGA
Molecule: messenger RNA, 909 nt
Organism: Tetrahymena thermophila SB210
Lineage: Eukaryota; Ciliophora; Oligohymenophorea; Hymenostomatida; Tetrahymenidae
Product: ADP/ATP transporter on adenylate translocase
Exons: 1
Biological process (GO): mitochondrial ADP transmembrane transport; mitochondrial ATP transmembrane transport
Cellular component (GO): mitochondrial inner membrane
Molecular function (GO): ATP:ADP antiporter activity
Source: RefSeq, a predicted model, not a curated record